CAAUCACAAACUCAAACUCAUAAUCAACUCAACAUGUUGGAAUUACCAAAUGAGGUCACUCUGAGGAUUCUAUCACAUCUGGAUCCAGCUGAUCUGGUGGCUGUUCAGAUGGUCAAUCGUACAUUAUACAAGUUCUGUGGCGAGAACACCAUUUGGAAGGCAAUUUGCAAGAGGAAAUGGAGUAGCUCACCAGUGUUCAAGCGUCGUCCCAUCACAAGUUGGAAGAACUACUACUCAAAGAAGGUGUCACUGUUAAAGAAUGAUAAUGGCCUACAAUGGACAGAGAUAAAGUAUACGGGAGAGAAACCAUCACCAAGAUAUCAACAUUCGAGUAUUGCUAUUGGAAAGCAUAUUUAUUAUAUUGGUGGACAGGAGUUGCCAGAGAAGAGGUUCAACGAUAUAUAUAGGUUUGAUACGGUGGCCAGCAAGUUUGAGAGGAUACAGCUUACAAGGGGUGUCCCGCCCAAGUUUGCAAGACAUGCCGCCGUAGCCAUCGAUCACAAGAUAUUCACGUUUGGAGGAUUCGAUGGAUUCCAGAUGCACUACAACCUGUGCGUCUACGACACGAUGGCUCAAACAUGGGACUAUGUUGGCACCGUUGGCGACGUGCCCGUGCCACGCACCAAUCACGCUGCCGCUGUGAUUGAUCGACACAUGUAUGUUUAUGGCGGCAUGUACAAAGAGCCCAACAACGACCUGGUCUUCCUCGACGACCUCAUGUGUCUGAACACCGACACACUCACAUGGACAAAGUUGGCACCAACAGGUGACUUGCCCCCAGCCAAGUGUGGACAUCAGUUGGUGGCAUUCGAUAACAAGCUGUUGUUGUUUGGCGGUGGCUCAGGAUAUCAAUGGGAGAGCAAGUACAAUGACAUCCACAUCUACGACCUGCUGGUCAACCGAUGGACCAAGGUCAGCAUGAAGGGUUCGGCACCAGUGUGCACGUUCUCUGCUGGAUUCAGUGCUGGACCAUUCUUCUUUGUGUAUGGAGGACAAUCGAUCAAGGACGACACGCUCACCAAUGAUCUUUUCAUGUUGGACACGGUCAAUAUGAGCUGGACAAAGAUCGAGACCGAGAAUGCACCGUUCCCAAGAGAUAUGGGAUCGGGCAACCUUGUUGGCUCAAACAUGUACAUCUUUGGAGGUCUGCGUGGCAUCGCCAUGGACAAGAUGCAUUGUCUCCAGAUGCAAAAGAAGUUCGAGAGUCUCAACCUCCAAUUCCCAAGU
Molecule: messenger RNA, 1227 nt
Organism: Acytostelium subglobosum LB1
Lineage: Eukaryota; Evosea; Eumycetozoa; Acytosteliales; Acytosteliaceae
Exons: 2
Molecular function (GO): protein binding
Source: RefSeq, a predicted model, not a curated record